Ooceraea biroi (clonal raider ant) is the source of this 2302-nucleotide messenger RNA. Its product is annotated as zinc finger protein 677. Gene Ontology annotation, biological process: regulation of DNA-templated transcription. Gene Ontology annotation, molecular function: RNA polymerase II cis-regulatory region sequence-specific DNA binding; DNA-binding transcription factor activity, RNA polymerase II-specific. The record is from RefSeq and is a predicted model, not a curated record. NCBI's taxonomy places the organism in Eukaryota, Metazoa, Arthropoda, Insecta, Hymenoptera, Formicidae.
GCUGGCAGAUUGCACACAUUUUGCUUACUGGGUAUCUUCUUUUUCUAUCUCUAACUGAAUGGUAUUUAUUUAUAGUUUGUCUCAUUUGCGACAACACUUCCGUAAAUAUGUGUUUGCUGCGUUGCCAUUAAGAUUGUUUCCGUUAGGUACACAUAUGGGGGCACUUCAACAUGAAGCCGUAUCAAUGUACAGCGUGCAUUUUCGCAACUGUGACUCUCAGCAAUAUCCGUUGCCACAUUAGAAAAAAUCAUCUAAAACUCAAGCCGUAUCUCUGUCAGCAAUGCACGAAACGGUACACGUCCUCCGUGCUCCUGCAAGAGCACAUGAAUACUCAUACCGGUGCACGGCCAUACAAGUGUGGGGAGUGCAAUUUCGCCAGUAGCAGUCGGCAAGCUUUAAGUAAUCAUAAAGACACUCACAAAUUGAACAAUAACUUACCUUGCUCCGUUUGCAAUAAGAGCUUUUCCUCGCGCGUGAGAUUACGUGCGCACAAACGUAUUCAUAACGCUAAUAGGAUAAUGUGCGAGCUCUGUCGGGUUCACUUGUUGAGCGAGAAAGCUCUGGAGGAGCAUCGAAAGAAAGUGCACUCACAGGAUUACAUUUGCAACGUGUGUCAGAAGACGUUUAAAUCCAGGAAGGCAUUACACAAUCAUAUGAAUGUUCACGCAGAGGCCAAGUACAAAUGCAACAUAUGCUUGAAUACAUAUAAAAGUAAACAUAUCUUGUCUGAGCACAUCCUGAAACACGAAGGCAUACGAAAAUACAACUGCUCUGUUUGUGAUAAAACUUUUGCGCAAAUGUCGCACUUGGCUGCUCAUAAGAAGGUGCACGGUUCUCCCGGCUACAAGUGUGAAGGUUGCAAAAGGGAGUUUAAUCGUCGCGACAAUAUGAAAAUUCACAUGAAGCGAUGUGUAGCUUGCAAAGCUUUACCGGCGUAGAUGUUUAAUUUAUUAGCUUAGCAAUUAAUAAUUAUUGAUUACAACAUAGUUUAAGAUUUUUAUGUUUUAUUUGAAGUUUUAUUCAUCAUAAUCAAAUAAGUUAUAUUAUCAAGAUGAUCGAUCAUAACUUUUUAUCUCUUGUAAUUUAAAUUUAUAAAAUUGCUUUGAGCAUAUAAUUGCUUUGCUAGUCUCAGUUUACCAAUAAUUUAAUUGUGAUAAGAAUUGUCAUUGUAUUUAAAUGACGAUUUUUUUCUAAUUCUAGUUUCAAUUAAUUAAAAGUGUAGUUUAUUGGUUAAUUGUCAUUUUUACAGAAAUAAGAAAAAUCUCAACUUAAUCAAGAUUCGAAAAAUAAGAUUUAGAAAUAGUAACGGGAAGUUCCUACAUCAUGUAUUGUUACGUCGGUGCCACUUAGCUCCAAGAAAAGACUGUCUGAGUUUUAAAAAUUUUUUAUUUUAUUUUCAUAUAUGAUAUUUUGUAUUUUAUACAUUUUACAUUACAAGGUGAUACAUCUGCUUCUCCGUCCUACUUGAUAAGUACUCGAUUCUCGACGACUCGAUGUAUACAUAUUUUUAUAUGCAAAAAUGCAGAUUGCAUAAGGGUUUGUGCAUUCUGAUAAUUCAUUGAAAAGAAUCUUAUACGCUUUUAGAUCAUGUUUAAAAUAUAUGUUUAUUUUACUAUUGUUUGUACAGAUAUCCGUAUGUAUCAGCUUCAUGUUGAUACUGACAAUUUUAAAUAUUUAAUUUAAAAAAACCAAUUUGCAAAUUUUUAAAUGCCUUUCAAAUGUCAUAUAGUCUUUUUCAGAUUACAUACUGUUUUACUAUUGAUAUGUUCUCGCUAUUAGAGUUACUAUAAUCAGUUUGAAUAACAGGAUUUAGGCAAAAUCUUGCGAGAGAGUGAGACAUGCGCGAUCUCUCUCUCUCGCUCUCCUUUUCUAUCUCUAGUAACUCUAAUCGCCAUUAAAGUUUUACGGAAAUAAGAAAAAUAUUAGCUAGAUUCGAAAAAUAAGACUUAUCUUAAAUAGUAUCGAGAAGUUCCUACAUUUUUUGCGGCCAGAAGACAAAGCAGAUCAGUGAGUGCUCAGUGAUUCUUUAUUAUGCUUGGUUUCUGCACUUAGAUCCAGCGACGUUCUAAAGGCAAGAAUCAAUUAUAUUAAACAAUCAGUAAGCGCUCACUGAUCUGCUUCGUCUUCUGAACGCAGCCGUUAUGUAUUAGUACAUCGGCGCCACUUGGCUCCAACAAAAGACUGCCUGAUUUUUAUAAAAUUCUACACUCUACUUUUAUACAUAGUAUUUUUGUAUGGUAUUUUAUACAACAUUUUACACCGAAUUGUAAUAAAUAAUGAUAAUAAAUUAAUUACAAAUGUU